CUACUAGUACUGGAAAGGGGGCGAACAUCCUCUCGCUCCAAUUUCUAGAGUCGAGGAAUCGACUUAGAGGCGCCCCCGCCCCGUCCAGAUCCGGAACCGGGUCGACCCAUCUACUGGCACGGCACUCCCAGAGUCACAUCCUCUGGGCUGUAUAGGCACAACAAACACGGAUACCGUGCGACGAACAAAAACACAACAAAGUUACACUUUAUUACUUUACGCGCCGUGAUUCGGGGGGAAAGUGUUGGUAUCACUAUGAGUAGCAGUGACGAAGCCGAGUUUCGAGACGAUGUGCUUGUAUCGAGUGAACAUGCGAAGGGAAGCCUGCACGACGACGAUGACGACGACAUGCCACUCGCCAAUCUCCUAAACAGUCGCAAACGCAGUUCCACUCGUACAGUCUCCUACGCCGACGAUGACGAAGACGACGACAGUGAAGACGAUGUCCCGCUGGCGUCGCUCGCCAAAAGAAAGCCAACGGUGACCUCCAAGCACACCAACGGAUCCGUUCCCAAGUCCAAGGUCGCCACUCCGAAGAAGAAAAAGGUCGCUUCAGCAACCACGUCAUCCGUAAAGAAAAAGAAACUGAACAAAAGUACGAGUACCGUUUCGAACAGUAGCAAUGCCGAUAAAACCUACGAAUCGGCCUCCGCCGCACUCUACGGGACACAGUGUGACAAGGGAUUACUCAUACAACGAUUGUUGUGCCGCUGGUGGUACGCCAUGACGUGGCCCGAUCCGGCAACCUUGCCCGUCCGCCCACCGAAACGAUUCGACGCACUCGACGGGUUUACGGGAGUCUACGUCUGUACUGAAGGUGACAAGGUCGGGCAAAUCCGAGACCUACGUGACAAGACAACCUGUCCCAGUUUUCAAAUUUUUGUGCGCAAAGACGCGGAAGAGUUACGACAAUUGUUGCUCAAGGCACUCGAGGAACAAAGGGCACAGCUAGUGGCGAAAGAGGGUUCGGGAACACCCACGGAAAAAGAAAUCGACCAACUCGUCAAGUGGGCCAAAAAGGUUAACACAACCAAGGCGGAUAAGGAUGCUGUUAAGGUCCUAAAAGCCUCGGGAUUGUCGAUUCCGUAA
This is a messenger RNA of Phaeodactylum tricornutum CCAP 1055/1, 1089 nucleotides long. RefSeq lists its product with no specific name. NCBI's taxonomy places the organism in Eukaryota, Bacillariophyta, Bacillariophyceae, Surirellales, Neidiaceae. The record is from RefSeq and is a predicted model, not a curated record. The transcript has a single exon. The coding region runs from base 256 to 1089 and encodes 277 amino acids.